CUUAGCGUUCCGGGUGCGCCAGUUCAAGUCGUGGCCGCUGCUCUUCCGGUUCUCUGUGUCGGUACCGCUCGAGCCGAUUCUGUAGCUAUGUCGGGGUUCAGCCCAGAACUCAUCGACUACCUGGAAGGGAAAAUCUCCUUUGAAGAGUUUGAGAGGCGGAGGGAGGAGAGGAAGACCCGGGAGAAGAAAAGUCUUCAGGAAAAAGGAAAAUUAGCAGCUGAAGAGAACCCAGAUGAUUCUGAAGUUCCAUCAUCAUCAGGAAUCAGCUCUACCAAGUCCCAGGACAAAGAUGGCAAUGAAGGAGAAACAUCAGAUGGAGUGAGUAAGUCUGUUCAUAAGGUCUUUGCUUCCAUGCUUGGAGAGACUGAAGAUGAUGAGGAAGAAGAGGAAGAGGAGGAGGAAGAGGAGGAAACACCAGAGCAGCCCACUGCAGGGGAUGUCUUUGUACUGGAGAUGGUUCUCAAUCGUGAGACCAAGAAAAUGAUGAAAGAGAAAAGACCUCGGAGUAAACUUCCCAGAGCUCUGAGAGGUCUCAUGGGAGAAGCCAAUAUUCGCUUUGCUCGAGGAGAACGUGAAGAGGCAAUAUUGAUGUGCAUGGAAAUCAUAAGACAAGCUCCUCUGGCGUAUGAGCCAUUUUCUACUCUUGCCAUGAUAUAUGAGGAUCAAGGUGACAUGGAGAAGUCAUUGCAGUUUGAGUUGAUUGCUGCCCAUUUAAAUCCCAGCGACACAGAAGAGUGGGUUAGACUGGCAGAAAUGUCUCUGGAACAAGACAAUAUUAAGCAGGCCAUUUUUUGCUAUACAAAAGCUCUUAAGUAUGAACCUACUAAUGUUCGUUUUCUGUGGGAGCGAUCCAGCCUUUAUGAGCAGAUGGGUGAUCAUAAGAUGGCAAUGGAUGGUUAUAGGCGAAUUUUAAACCUCUUGUCUCCGUCUGAUGGAGAACGCUUUAUGCAGUUGGCUAGAGAUAUGGCAAAGAGUUACUAUGAAGCCAAUGAUAGUACUUCAGCUAUUAACAUCAUUGAAGAAGCUUUUGCAAAGCACCAGGGCCUAGUCUCCAUGGAAGAUGUUAACAUAGCAGCUGAACUGUAUAUUUCUAAUAAGCAGUUUGACAAAGCUUUGGAGGUUAUUACAGAUUUUUCUGGAAUAGCAUUAGAAAAGAAAAUUUCAGAAGAAAGUACCUCGGAAGAGAAUGAAGCUGUAGAGUGUGUUACCUGCACAAUACCUGAUGGUGUCCCAAUAGAUAUCACGGUCAAGUUGAUGGUCUGCCUUGUACAUCUCAACAUCCUUGAACCACUUAAUCCUCUUUUGACAACACUGGUGGAACAGAAUCCUGAAGAUAUGGGGGAUCUCUACCUUGAUGUUGCUGAAGCUUUUCUAGAUGUGGGUGAAUACAAUUCUGCACUCCCCCUCCUCAGUGCGCUAGUGUGCUCUGAAAGAUACAACCUAGCAGUCGUCUGGCUUCGGCAUGCAGAGUGCCUAAAGGCCUUGGGCUAUAUGGAACGAGCUGCUGAAAGCUAUGGUAAAGUGGUUGAUCUGGCUCCACUCCAUCUGGAUGCAAGAAUUUCACUUUCUACCCUUCAGCAGCAGUUGGGCCGUCCUGAGAAAGCUCUGGAAGCUCUGGAACCAAUGUAUGACCCAGAUACUCUAGCGCAGGAUGCCAAUGCUGCACAGCAGGAACUGAAGUUACUGCUUCAUCGUUCUACUCUCUUGUUUUCACAAGGCAAAAUGUAUGGUUACAUGGAUACUUUGCUGACUAUGUUGGCCAUGCUUCUAAAAGUAGCUAUGAAUAGAGCCCAGGUUUGUUUGAUUUCCAGUUCCAAAUCUGGAGAAAGGCAUCUUUACCUUAUUAAAGUAUCACGAGACAAGAUAUCAGACAACAAUGACCAAGAGACAGCAAAUUAUGAUGCAAAAGCAAUAUUUGCUGUACUCACAAGUGUCUUGCCAAAAGAUGACUGGUGGAACCUUCUUUUGAAGGCCAUAUACACCUUGUGUGACCUAUCUCGAUUUGAAGAAGCUGAAUUACUUGUAGAUUCAUCAUUGGAAUAUUACUCAUUUUAUGAUGACAGACAAAAACGCAAAGAACUAGAAUACUUUGGUCUGUCUGCUGCAAUUCUGGACAGAAAUUUCAGAAAGGCAUACAACUAUAUCAGGAUAAUGGUGAUGGAAAAUGUGAAUAAAGCCCAGCUCUGGAAUGUAUUCAAUCAAGUUACCAUGCAUUCCCAAGACGUACGACAUCAUCGCUUCUGUCUCCGUCUAAUGCUGAAAUACCCAGAUAAUCAUGCCCUAUGUGUUUUAAAUGGACACAAUGCAUUUGUAUCUGGUAGCUUUAAGCAUGCACUUGGUCAGUAUGUGCAAGCUUUCCGCACCUAUCCUAAUGAACCUCUCUACAACCUCUGCGUAGGCCUGACCUUCAUUCAUAUGGCAUCUCAGAAGUAUGUGUUAAAGAGACAUGCUCUUAUUGUGCAGGGGUUUUCCUUCCUUAAUCGAUACCUUUCCAUCCGUGGGCCUUGCCAGGAAUCCUUCUACAAUUUGGGCCGAGCCCUCCACCAGCUAGGGCUGACACAUCUUGCCAUCCACUAUUACCAAAAGGCCCUGGAGCUCCCUCCUCUUGUGCUAGAGGGUAUAGAAAUUGACCAGGUAGACUUAAGAAGAGAGAUCGCCUACAACCUGUCUCUCAUUUAUCAGGGCAGCGGGAACACUGUGAUGGCCCAGAAGCUCCUCUAUACCUACUGUUCCGUGUGAAGCAUGUGCUGAGUGUGGAUCCACCUAAGGGUUUAUUGUUCUGAACUUCCCAGUGGGAAUAAACUAGCAUUCUAGCAGCAUAUUUCAGCUUUGUCCUCUGCCCCUUGCCCUGAAAGCUGCAGCUUUGGGCUAGGGGUGUGGCUUGGUGACAGAGCACUGGACUCUCACGAGCUGUGGUUGCCAGCUUGCAAAAAUCAAACCAAACACUUUGGCUACAUGUGAAACAUUGUGUGUUUUCUUGUUUCCCUUUACCAUUCUCCUCUGUGGUAUUAGUCCUAUAUGCCAGGUACUUUGAUAAGUGCUGGGAGUACGGUUAUAAGGCAGAUGUGGUCAUGUCCUCCUGGCCUGUACCGAGUUGAUCACCUACAACUGAGAAGAUCUCCACUAAACCCAAGUUAUUAAGUGCAAAACAACAGCAUAUAUUCAUCUGAGAGGAAUGCUUGCUGUCUUCCAGCAUGCACCAUCAUUGGAGAGCCCUAUUUCUUAGAGCCCUAUUACUAUUACAUGAGGCGCUUUUUCUAAUAUAUUGAAAAGGAGAUUGCUUAUUCAAGGAAAGAGAAAUCUGGACUGUGUGAUGUUAAGACACUUAUAUAGAUCACUACCUGACAGAAGUAUUUAAAAUUGUUGAACAGUGGGAAGACAAAGAUUGAUGUGAACUUUCACUGUUCACCUACUUGUGUCUUGUUACCUAGACUCGUCGAGGCUUAGCCCUGGGCUUAAUUCAAACCAUGCUGCUCCAUGGCAGGUAAAAACUGCUUUAUAUGUGCAGCUCCCCAGCUAGAAAUAGAAAAGACCACAAUAACAUGUCACAUUUUGCAUUUCCUAUCACUAAGAAUGUAGGAAAGGUUUGUAAAGUUGGAUGUAUACAUGAAAUAAUAAAAUAUCAUGGAUUUUAAGUU
Messenger RNA from Perognathus longimembris pacificus (Pacific pocket mouse), 3638 nucleotides. RefSeq names its product general transcription factor IIIC subunit 3 (gene Gtf3c3). Lineage: Eukaryota; Metazoa; Chordata; Mammalia; Rodentia; Heteromyidae. The transcript is spliced from 18 exons. Gene Ontology annotation, molecular function: protein binding. The coding region runs from base 88 to 2739 and encodes 883 amino acids. The record is from RefSeq and is a predicted model, not a curated record. Gene Ontology annotation, biological process: transcription by RNA polymerase III. Gene Ontology annotation, cellular component: transcription factor TFIIIC complex.